Cantharellus anzutake is the source of this 9252-nucleotide messenger RNA. RefSeq lists its product as uncharacterized. The transcript is spliced from 8 exons. Lineage: Eukaryota; Fungi; Basidiomycota; Agaricomycetes; Cantharellales; Hydnaceae. The record is from RefSeq and is a predicted model, not a curated record. Bases 1 to 9252 code for a protein of 3083 amino acids.
AUGCGCGACCUGCUAUGCUUCGUCAUCAACCACGUCUUCAUGCCUCCUAGGCUACCCCAGGAGACCGAUGACAGCUCAAAGCACACGGAAUUUCUUCUGUUGACUGUUCGCAAGUCCAUAGAGCUUCACAGGCGGCAGUUUGCUAUAGCUGAGCAUCAAGUAAUGUGGGGCUCUUUGUUGAGGAUGGUGGAUAUCUUGCGACGAAUUAAUGAGUGCCAAGAGGUCGGGAUUAGCGAAUGUAUCGAAAGAAUGAGUCCCGGAGAAACUAUUGCCAUCCUUAUUCGUGCACAAAACGCCGGUGUGAUCAUCCGUUGUGGCGGGAAAGAAACAACAUUCGAGAGUUUCGAAGUCUCUUCAAGGAAUCAAGACGUGAUGGGCUGUACAAGAAAGCUUUUGCGAUCCUUUCCUGGCCCUGCUAUCACUGUUCGUAAUGAUAUCGCCUGCGACCCGGCUUUUCUCAAGGAAUUGGCUGCGUUCCUGACUCAGAUGGACGCUGAAUCACUGGAAGACGCUCAAAUAAUGACUAGGAAGGCGAGAAGCAAUGUCAUUGAAGAGCGCGACACGACCCAUCCUCGGUAUAUUGCCGAAUUGUUGACCGGGAUACUUUGUGGUCUAGGACAGCCUGCGGACGUCUCCCGCAUCCGGAAGAGGACGUCGGAUGAUGUCUUAUGGGAUAAAACUUCACUUCCAUGGAGACGUAGUCCUCUCUGGCUCGUUGUUCGUGUCGCCUUGCAAACUACAAUUCAUCGAGAAACUUUGAGCACCAACGAAUACAAGCGCUUUAUGGUGCUCCUUCUAGCUGAUAUUUUGCGUCUCUCUGUCAAGAACCGUCUAUCAGGUGACAUUCUUCAUUGCAUGCGUGCCAAACUUAGCCGUCGGCUCUUUAAAAUCCGGUCCUGGGUAGAUUCAGCUCUUGUUACAUAUGUGCACGAAGUUGUUCUUGAUACAGAAUGGCUGCUCCAAGAUCGAUGGAAAGCCGUUCAAGACGCGCAGAUGAGAACACCAACAUGGGCGCCAGAUGAGUUGGACGUAAUUGGGGAUACUGAACUCACCCUAAAAAGUUCCAUGGCUCAUAUCAUCGCUGCGCUCGUCCCGGCAGAUCUUCCGCCAGCGGUAAAAGCAAAUGGAUCUAUCGCGCUAUGGGAUUUUGAGCAUUCUGUACAAGAUCAUAUCGAUCUGUGGGUGCGUUCUCAGAUGUACUCCAUCAGCGAAAACGCCUGCGACACACUUUCCAAUUGCAUGACGACAUAUGCCGAAAACGCGGCAAGGCUGUACGCCGGGGUUCCCGAGCAACAGUCCAUCAUGCUGCUCACUCUUUUCGAGCUCUGGAGGGCACUUGAUAUGUUGGCCGUGGCAAGCUGUCCUCUUUUGAAGGAUUAUUCUCCUGAAGUUCCUCCGACUCUAUAUGAGGCUCUUCUGCUUAGGAAAUCCAAAUCGUUGGAGCGGAUUUCAAUGUUCCAGGCGUAUCUCCACAAGCGCUAUCGCGAAGCUAGCGGCGACCCUCGAUCGAUCUUCUCGGAAUCAAUCGAUGAGGAUAUUUUUGCAGUUAAAUUUUUCGACUCAUCUCCGUCGCUUCAGGAAGUAAGGUGCCGUAUAGAGGCGCAAGCGACUGCAAAGCGGGAUGAAAAGCUCCGCGAGCUGAGCUUGUUGAGUCUCGAAUACGAGAAAAAAAUGGAACUGGCUGACUCUCUUGAUCACAGCGACUUCAUCACGCGUCGCGGCUAUGUAGUGCAUGACCGUUAUUGCCAAAAAUGCAAAUGUGAACGACAGGCCAGAGCACUCAAGAUAGAUAUUCACGAAUGGCCACUCCCAGAGGAUGAGAUACGAGCCAAAAUGGUCGUGUUCGAACUCGCAGGCCCUCGGGUUUUCAAGACUUGGAGAACAACUACGUACUGGCUCCUCCGUGACAUUUGCACACCUCCUCUCUCGUCGGUGGAAGCUCACCCGUCUAUGACGCUGGAACACUAUGCUAAUCUCAAUCAUCUCUCUGGAUAUCUUGUUUCUGGUUCUCGGCGUCGGAUCUCGUUGGCAUCUCAGGAGAAGUCCUUUCUGACCUCUCAUUACAACCAUGUGAAAAUCCCGGCAAGCGAAGAAGAUGUCUGUCUUCGGAAUGCGCUAUCAUAUCGACUAUAUGACGAACACCACAACACGUGGGUGCAUCCCCCAUCUUGGGACUGUGGUCUCCGUCAUAAAACGUCCAUACCGAUAUCGCAACGGUCACCCUAUGCUUCCUUGGAGCACUUUGCACAACGAACUUCUCACACUUCAAAUGAGGUUCUUGCAAGCCAGCAUAGAUGUCCACCUUCGCUCAACUUGCAUGAAUUCAUAGCGUUUGGGUCGUUGCGCGCUGGAGCCCGCUUGCAGUGGUAUAAUAUUGUUCGAGAGAUUGCCUCAGGGAAUCUCAGUUUUCAUCGUGAAGAGGUUUAUGACCUGAUAUCACAGGCUGCUUGCCAAAUAGGAUGUCUUUCUAAUGGUGGUCUCUGGGAAUUUCAUGAGGAGUUGCGAAAUCCCUCAUUCGGUGACGUGUUGCUAGGCGUCCUUGAUCAGCUGGGGACGGACAUCGAAGGGAACUGGCUCCACAGCGUCACAGCACUGUCUAUCACCACACUUGCCUCUCGGCUGCUGGCUUCAGCCUCCACAGGAACAUCGAUCAUUUCCAAAACGUAUAGUACACUCCGGAAGAUCCGAAGGAUCACCUUGCGCUGGUUGCGGGAUCUCAUGACACUUGAGUCAGAAGCUCAAGAUGAUUUGGAACGGAACAAGUAUCAAGCAGCAAUAUGUCGAAUAGCUGCAACCUGCAGAAGCACGUUUGACGUUGAUUCGUGCCAUGUCCCUUCACUCCUUCAGAGUUCGAAGGAUGUGGCCACUUUCAUUGAAUGUGCUAUCAUCGUCAACAUCCAUUCUCCGCAGGUGACUUCCGCGAGUGCAGACCCUCAUUUGCACCGAUUGCUUCUCCAAGAUCAGUGCUUGUCUUGUAAUAUGGAAGGCUUCCUCAUUGCCCGUAUCCAGGCCUGGGAACCCAUGAAAGGCAUUAAUAGCGCGGUGGCGAACAUUUGGAACGGAUUCGACUUGACAUGUCGCUGGACAAGGCUACCAGAACCUAAUGAUCGCUGGUUGACCACCACCACCACCAUAGCCGGUCAACGCCGACAGGAGGUUCAUCUCAAUAUAUUGAGUGGUUCUUUACUGAUUGACGGGAAACCACUCGGUCGAUUGCCACCUGAAAUUGUGGGACACUCGACGUAUAUAGAACUUUUUGGCGCAAAAAACCUUGCCGUCGUACCAUCGAACAUGGAGGACAUGUAUUAUGCGACCAAAGUCAGUUUAUCCCGUGGUUCCGGAACCGGAACUCAAGAGGAAGAAGACGGCCACCAGAUAAUUCACUUUGCAUGGCGGGAUGGAAAACUCGUUCUGCGAAGCAGAUCCUGCAUGCUUGACGGGAAGGAUGGUCGGGUCUGGGAGUUGCUACCACGUGAAAUCUUCAGAAAUGAUCUUCCGUCUACACUGAUCGACGAUUACUUUCAUUGGUUGGAGCCAUCCACUCGCCAGGUUGAGCUGCGAUCGAAGGAAGCACCUUGGACGUCAUCUCGAUUAAAUUGGCAUCUACGUCUUACUCGGCACUCCACAUGGGUUAUGGUUAGACAACCUUCUAUUACACUCGUUGACUGUCAAAGUCACACGGCAGAAAUGAUUUGUGUCAUCCUUCGUUCACUUGAAGCUCCGAACAAUGUUCUCAUCACAAGCUCGCCAACACACGAACUUCUGGUCGAUCUUCCCCGGUUCCAGCUUUCUUUCGCCCUGAAAGGUGGAAGGCUCUGUUCGCUCAACUUCCCCGGCUUCGAAGUUGAUGAGAACCAAUCUACAGGCACAAUGCUAGGUCUUCAGAGCCAACUUGUUCUGCGCCAGAGUGAGGAUCUCGCGAACAGUGUGGAGCUUAGUUACUCCAGGCGUGUCAUCAUCCCGAUGGGAGAUAUAUCCAUCACACGAGAUGAUGACCAUGUUGCUGUUACCAUUAAACACUCGGGGUCACGUCGAGUCGAGUAUUAUGACUAUGACGUAGAUACCCUACUUGGCCGUUUGGUUGGAAAUGGAAGUUUAUCCAGCGCAUUGUUUCAGUCGUACCUUCAUGCUAUUACCAGUUAUUGUCUACCUGAUCCCCUCACGUCAUUGUCUGGAACUGAGGAGGCCCUUCGAAUCCUUCGCUCAGCGCGUUGUAAAUCGUUCCAAAGCCUCAAUGGCCAAGAGCGUGGUCUUCUACAUCAGUUGUCGACAUUAACGCCAUCAAGGGAUUGGUAUCCUUCCCACUUGCGGGUGAUGCAACAGACCAUUUGGGAUGGAAAACUUAAUCCGAUUGUCCAGCAUGAUGCUUUCUGGAGCGAGGUACAAUCUAUACUUGAAUGGGGGAAUCAAAUGCAGGUUUUCCAUCAGGAUGUGCCGAUUGGGAACUCGAAAGACAGACGCCAUAUGAGAGAGCUUCAUCUGCUAUCCCGUGCCGGGUACCGCAAUGCGGCCUGGCAUGGUCCUGGCAUAUCGUCGGACGUAUCAGGUGAAGAUUCAGUGUAUGAAUCUCGGGAUGACGUCCGUGGGCUCGACUUUGCUCGUGUUCGUGAUGCCUCGAAUGUCUCUAGCUUGGUAUAUCGUGGUCCUUUUCACCUCAAGACAACAAAAAAUUUGUUAUCUCAGAUUCAAUCGUGGAGGGAGGAGAUUACCACCAAUGACGUGUCGGGUGUCCGUCUAGGAUACAACAAGGAAUGGCUCUCCUUCAACAUGCCAGACACUUGGGCUCCCUUAUACAAUGCUUGUCGAUCAGCUGGGUGGGAAAUAAUCCGGUUUAAAUUGAUUUUUAGCCUCUCGGCGAUGGAAUACUCUCGUCACCCAUGCAAAGAUCUAAUCCCUGCCUUUCUUGCGUUUGCGCGCUACCCUGAAUUCCGUGUCAUAGAUCCGCCGCCGUGGCAACGAUACAAAUUCAGUGAGGGUUGGACACCAGAUCUAGGACUUCUCCAUGCUGCGGUCGCGAAGUGUGUCCUUCCCUUUCAGGAAACCACCAAUCCUUUAGUUCGCGAUGUUGUUCGAAUCGAACGACGAAAGAAAUACGAUGCCCAAGUAUCAUCUCAAGUUUGGUCCUUCGUUGCAGAUCUGGUUAAUCAGUGGGAGAUCGGUGGACCCACAGAUACGCCAACAAUACCAUGUGUGCGGGGUGACGGCGAAUGGCUAAUUAGUCCGUCACUUGCCAUGGUCAGAGUGACCGAAUUGUUCGAACUAUGGUUCAGGAAUUCGGAACUGCAUGAUCACAUCCAGGCAGUUCAGACGGUCUUGGACAGGCACUGGACUUCGGACACUCUGGUGCUGCCUACUUACUCUUUUUGGGCCUCCCCACCGCUGGGAGAAGUGCGCACAUCCUUUGUAUCAUACCGCGAUGUUUUUCUUCGGGAGUCUCCAAUUCUGGCGCCCACACCCUCCCCUCCUAGAGCAAUGAAAUUGUCGGUUGCCAAACCAUCUUCGGUACAUGAUAGUCUCAGGAUUCUCAUCUCGAAUCUCCGCUCAGCUGAAAGUCCCCUGUCUCGAGAGUAUGGGAACGAUCUCGAGGUGAGUAGGGAAGCAUUGCAACAUGACGCUGAAACCAGUGCCGAGUGGGUGGAAAUCCUUCGAGAAGUCCUUGAUCACAGUCACCAGACGUACCGCACAUAUCUCUCCCAUAUCUUAGAGCAAAUCGAACGGGUAAUCAAUCCAGAUCCUCAGUUAGAGGCCCCAGAGGAAGUCAUGCAUGUAGCAGGACUGUGGCCGAAGACCAGUAUACGUUCUUUGCUGCACCACUUAUCAUUCUCAUCGCGCUCAAAAGUUAGCCUUUCCCCUGAUUGGGAAAAUACUCUUGUCUGCCUUGCCCAGUCCAUACUGCUUUUGCAGCAGUCGGAGAGAUUGAUGAGAUCAAGACACAACACCGAUGAUUUCCUAAGGGAAUGUCAGAAUUAUACUGACUUACAUGACACUUCGGACAGACUGGACUGGCUGCUUGUUCAGAUUGACUCGAACUUCCUUAUCCGCUCACUUCAAGUUGAUGUUGCGCGUAACAUGAUGUCUCCCUGCCCACAGGACAACACUAUCCUUCAACUCAAUAUGGGGGAGGGAAAAUCAUCCGUUAUUGUUCCACUGAUUGCCGCAUCUUUGGCGGACGGACAAAAACUGGUCAGAAUCAUUGUGCUAAAACCCUUAGCAAACCAAAUGUUUCAGUUACUUGUCCGACGUUUGAGUGGCCUGGCCAAUCGACGUGUAUAUUACAUGCCCUUCUCCCGCACGAUUUCGGUGGAUGAGAACCACUUGUCCUUAUUUCAAAGGAUCUACCACGAGUGCAUGCAGGCGGGCGGAAUACUGGUCAUGCAGCCUGAACACGUCCUGUCAUUCAAACUCAUGGGUAUAUAUCGACAACUCUCGGCUGUCAUGGACGAGAAGACGCCAAAUGCGAUGCUGAAACUGCAACAAUGGCUAGAUUCGAACGUUAGGGACAUUUUGGACGAGAGCGAUGAGAUUCUAGCGGUCAAAUACCAACUCGUCUACACUGUCGGAGCUCAGCAGCCUCUAGACCAUCAUCCUGACCGAUGGACUGUUGUGCAACAUGUGUUUUCCAUCUUGCGCAGCCACACCCAGUUCAUCGAGGAAUUCCUUCCUCAAGGAGGCUUCGAGCUUGAACAACAAAGAGGCGGAUGCUUCCCUCGUCUUCGCAUCCUCAAAAGCGAGGCUGGCGUGCAGCUCAUGAGUUCUCUUGUACAUGGGAUAAUGUCGGGGAACUCUCCAGACUUGCCUUCGUUAAGGCUAUUCCAUGGGAGAGUGCGACAAGAAGCAGUGGCUUUCAUCACAGAACGGGAUCCUGGAGAACUUGAUGAAUUGCAAAAUCACUGCCGCGGUGACAGCCGCCUAUGGAACACUCUACUCCUGCUAAGAGGCCUUUUCGCCCAAGGAAUACUUAUAUACGUCCUUGGUGAACGUAGGUGGAGAGUAGACUAUGGGCUCGACCUCACACGGUCCCUUCUCGCGGUUCCGUAUCGCGCAAAAGACGUGCCCGCUUUGAGGGCAGAGUUCAGUCACCCAGACGUCUGCAUCUCCUUGACAUGUCUUAGCUAUUAUUAUGGUGGACUAUCCUGUGAUCAACUAGACACAUGCUUCGAAUUGCUCAGUCAGCUGGAGGAUCCUGUGGUGGAAUAUAGCAAGUGGAUAAAAGAGAAUUGCUUUGUGCCGAAGUCCCUCAGCGACUAUAGCAGUUUUAAUCCCGAUGACCACAGACAAAGGAUCGACCAUCUAUAUCCAGCUUUCGCGAGGAACCAAGAGACAAUCAACUUCUUCCUCUCUCGGGUCGUUUUUCCAAGGGAAGCCAAGGCAUUCCCGCAAAAACUUUCCACAUCUGGCUGGGAUAUCGCUGAACGAAGACAGCAUGUAACAACGGGGUUCAGUGGUACGAAUGACAACCGCUAUCUUCUUCCCACUUCUAUCAGACAAGCCGAUAUUCCUCCGCAAUUAAGCACAAAUGCCAAGGUGUUAAAUUUGAUGCUCCAGCCCGAGAAUAAUCAUUACCGAACUGCAGCCAGUGGCAAGUUUCUGGACCUCGUUAUCAAGGAGACCCCCCAAAUCCGAGUUCUGUUGGAUGUGGGCGCUCAAAUGUUGGAGUACUCCAACAAGGGCUUAGCAUCGAUAUGGCUCUCGCAAAUACCUGAGGGGGAUGUAGAUGCUGCGAUCUUCUUCUCCGAAGACGAUGAGAUCCAUGUUAUUAAGCGCGACGGGGAAACAGAGCCGUUCACUUCAUCCUCAUACAGACGUCGACUUGAUCGAUGCCUUGUGUACCUCGAUGAUUCCCAUACAAGAGGGACCGACUUGAAAUUGCCCAUUGAUUAUCGCGCAGCAGUUACAUUAGGCCGGAAAGUAACAAAGGAUAGACUGGUUCAAGGUGAGCUUCUCAUUGAGAUUGAAUUGCACCAGCCGAGGCAGAGGCGCAUGUAUUCAGGAUGUAUGCGAAUGCGCAGGCUGGGACAGGGGCAAUCUGUCAUAUUCCUCGCGCCCCCCGAUGUGGAUCGCGCCAUCCGCAAGGUGUCUGCAAAGGAAGAUGGAGAACGAAUCACUGCAUACGAUGUUCUUUCUUGGUCCAUUAGUGAGACAUGUGCAAGUCUACAGCGUCAUAGCUGCCAUUGGAGAGAGCAGGGCAUUCAUUACAUCGAUAGGCGAUGCGCGUGGGAGGAGUUUUGGUCAUCUGGAGCCAGCGAAGCCUCCAAACUAGAAAGAUAUUGGUUGCAACCCGAGUCGAAGUCCUUGGAGGAAAUGUAUGAGGCAUCACCCUCUUCCGAGCAAUUGGAGCGGGAGCCACCCCACCACCCCGGAGCCGACUGUCGAGAGAUUGAGCAGAGGAGCCGCGUUUUCUUGUCUCCUACGGACAAUGAGGUGGUGAGGAUGGAAGAAGAGCAAGAACGUGAGGUAACACACGAACUUGAACGGGAGCGGCAAAUUGAGAGACCAUCAGCUUUGCUCCCUGCCUCUCAUAUCCUCCAUCCUGAUGUCGUUUCGUUCGUGCGGAGUGGCCAAAUAUCGCCAGAUACAUCCCCUGCUUUCAUUCCACUCUUCUCCUCGGUCUCAAUCCUUCCUCGGUCCUUCCAACAGGGCGCUAAAUGGUCUAACGAUCUUUUUGCAACUAGAGACUUCACUUCCACCAUUCAAGGCACGAACGUCCAGGAAAACAUCGAAUUCCUUCGACCCGUCAAUUGGAUACUAUCCAGUACCCGCAACUCGACGCUCGUGGUUUGCAGCCCUUUCGAAGUAAAUAAAUUGAUCCCCGAAAUUCGCCGUAGCCACAACACUACGUUACGCGUUUACUCUCCAAGAACGAGUCAGCCGAUGAAGUCCUUUGAUGAUCUCGAAUUUUACACGAUCCCAUAUUUACCAACGAUGCAGACGCAUCCCGAGAGGCUCACUAUCUCACAGCUGGGUGUAUUCUCCGGCCAGUUAUACCUCAAGGACCUUGAAACAUAUCUUGAACUUUGCAAUUUUUUGGGAGUUAACACUAGCCAUGAUGGGAGCAAUGAGGUCGAAACACAGAGCGACGGUUUUAUCCUUCCCAAAAAUCGUACAGAGAUGCGCUUGGUCUGUCCAUUUGAUAACAGCCCUCUGCCCUUUAUCCACAGGCUCACGAGUCUCAGGAGGAAGGGGAUACCCUAUACUUCCACUCAUCUUGGACGAAUUGUUCAUGGAGCAUUCGUGCGACCAGAGGAUUUUUGA